AUCGUGGAUUAGACUUGUUUGGUUGUUUCCUAGGGAGGUCGAUUACGCUUCCGCAUGUUUCCAGUGUAAUUUAAGUAAUCAUUUAGUGAUUAGAGUACAAUUAGAUAAAUUGGAGGAGUUUAAUAAAAUAUGCUGUUUGCUAUACCAAGUGGACGCGUUCUUGACGUUGCAGACUAGUGUUGACCGUUGAACAUUCAAUACUAACAUGACUAGUGCCCAAGUGCCGUUGCAAAUUUCGCGCUUUGUGACACAUUCCAAUCAGCUUCUUCAGGAUUAUCAAAGUGACACGAACACUUCAUCAUUAUCGCCACCGCCGCGCCAAAUGAAUUCCGCAUCGCCGCCUAUAAAUUCACCACCCAACGGUUUUAGUAUGAGUCCUUUGUCAGAGACGGCGGCAUCUUCCCUAAUGACGCUGCCGCCCCCAAUUCGUGACCAUAGAAUCCUCAUGAAUGGCAGUGUCUAUGACAACUAUCCGCCGUCCAUGUAUACUAGCAACAGACUGACUACCCCUUUUACGCAAAGUUCACCACCGCCACCGAAGAAGUCCUUCUGCAUUGAUGCACUUCUGGCGAAGAAUCAGACAAGUGACCAGAAGGAGGCUGAGGUUCAGGCGAGAGUGCAAAAUAGUGUAUCGGGUGCAGGUGCCAUGAGUGAGGAGGACGCUUUGAGGAGGUUACAUGACAGUCGGGAGUAUACGCCGAGCCCAGAAGGAAGAGCUUCGAGAUCUGAAUCACCACUGUCAUCCCCGCGUUCUAGUCCUCCAAUCAGUCCUGGCUGUGAAGAUCAACAAAUCAAUAUGCGUUUAGAUAUGAGCAAUGAAUUCAAGAAACCCAUUCCCCCGCAUAGUCCAAUGAGAGCUCAAGACUUCCCACUUUACACCGGCGGUCAUCCUUAUCAGCUUCUGGCUCAAGGUGGAUCGGCAUUCCACAGACCACUAGAUCCGACGGGGAAACCGAUGCCGGUAAUACUACCCAUGGGUCCUAGUUUCGUUCAUUCCCACCUGCCUUUCGAAUUUUUGGCACGUGCUGGCAUGCUUCACCACAGAAUACCAGAGCUGGCAGCCUACCCACACCAUGCUAUCCUGGGAAAAACACGAAGGCCACGAACAGCUUUCACAUCCCAACAACUACUGGAAUUAGAAAAGCAAUUCAAGCAGAAUAAAUAUCUAUCGCGACCUAAAAGAUUCGAGGUUGCGAGUAGUUUAAUGCUUUCAGAGACGCAAGUUAAGAUUUGGUUUCAAAAUCGACGAAUGAAGUGGAAGCGAUCGAAGAAAGCGCAACAGGAGGCUAAGGAGCGGGCAAAAGUGAACGUGAGUUAGUGAGGUGGUGAUAGCAAGGAUGAUGUUGCUUUAAAAAGACAACUGGAAUCAAAGUGACUCUAGUCAAGUCAUCGUUUUCGAGGCUACGCGCAAAAGCGGGAAUGCAGAAUUGGCGAAUGAUCGAAUGAAGUGACGCACAGAGAGCCCUUUAUUGUGACACUGUAUACUUCUUGUAAAUAGAUACAAAAUCUCUAUAAUUCUAAUGUAUAUGAAAGGAAAUGUGUGAUAAAUUAAUAACUUGUGUAAAAUAAAUUAAUGAU
Molecule: messenger RNA, 1578 nt
Organism: Hermetia illucens (black soldier fly)
Lineage: Eukaryota; Metazoa; Arthropoda; Insecta; Diptera; Stratiomyidae
Gene: exex
Product: homeobox protein EMX2
Exons: 3
Coding region: 206-1318 (370 amino acids)
Biological process (GO): regulation of DNA-templated transcription; spinal cord motor neuron cell fate specification; central nervous system development
Cellular component (GO): nucleus
Molecular function (GO): sequence-specific double-stranded DNA binding; DNA-binding transcription factor activity, RNA polymerase II-specific
Source: RefSeq, a predicted model, not a curated record